Molecule: messenger RNA, 3208 nt
Organism: Pygocentrus nattereri (red-bellied piranha)
Lineage: Eukaryota; Metazoa; Chordata; Actinopteri; Characiformes; Serrasalmidae
Product: cell cycle control protein 50A
Exons: 7
Coding region: 255-1358 (367 amino acids)
Biological process (GO): phospholipid translocation
Cellular component (GO): Golgi apparatus; plasma membrane; endoplasmic reticulum
Source: RefSeq, a predicted model, not a curated record
GACGUCAUCACGCACGGACACGGCGCUGUCAAAACUUCCGGGAAGAAGCGCCUGAGCUUCAGGAUCACAAACCUGAAAAUACACCACAAAACAGCAGCUCCGGUCAACUCAGCAGGGCUCAGAAAGGAGACUGAGGGUCCCAGAAGCCGUAUGUGGUAUUAAUAGAGGUAGAGGUUAGGUUAGAGCCGCGGACAGCUGCUUUUUCGGGCUGAAUUAGUGCAGCGAGGCUAGGACAAGUUAGCCUUACCUUUCCGAUGGCGUCCGGCUACAACGCGAAGGAGGAGGACGGACACCGGGCCGGGGCUGCAGGCCCCGGGGAGAGCGCCAGCAGGAGCAGAAAGCCCGACAACACAGCCUUCAAGCAGCAGCGUUUGCCGGCCUGGCAGCCCAUCCUGACCGCGGGGACCGUGCUGCCCGCUUUCUUCAUCAUCGGUCUCAUCUUCAUCCCCAUCGGCAUCGGCCUGUACGUCACCUCCAACAACAUCAGGGAGUUCGAGAUCGAUUACACCGGGACAGACCCAUCGAGUCCGUGCUACAAUUGCUCUCAGACCUACAGCUGGAACAGCACGACACUGUGCACAUGUACACUGACCUUCUCUCUUAACCAGCCCUUUGAGGGCAAUGUGUUUAUGUACUAUGGCCUGUCAAAUUUCUACCAAAACCAUCGACGCUAUGUUAAAUCCAGAGAUGACAGCCAGUUGAAUGGAGACCUCUCAUCACUGAAGAGCCCCAGUAAAGAAUGUGAGCCGUAUCACACAAAUGAAAAGCCCAUUGCCCCAUGUGGAGCAAUUGCUAACAGCAUGUUUAAUGACACAUUGGAAUUGUUUUACAUCGAUCCCAAUGAAACCCGCACCCCGAUUCCACUGAUGAAGAAGGGCAUUGCUUGGUGGACAGAUAAGCAUGUGAAAUUCAGAAACCCUGGUGGCAGCAAUGCGAACCUGACAGCUGUUUUCCAAGGCACCACAAAGCCGGUUAACUGGCGCAAGCCGGUCUACGAGCUGGACUCUGACCCAGAGAACAAUGGCUUCAUUAAUGAAGACUUAAUUGUUUGGAUGCGCACAGCUGCCCUGCCCACUUUCAGGAAACUCUACCGCAUUAUCCAGAAGAAGAACAACAUGACGCCCACGCUGCCCAGGGGCAACUACACACUGGAAGUCACGUACAAUUAUCCCGUGCACAGCUUCGAGGGCCGUAAGCGUAUGAUCCUGAGCACCAUCUCGUGGAUGGGAGGAAAGAACCCCUUCCUAGGUAUUGCUUACAUGACUGUGGGCUCCAUCUGCUUUGUCCUAGGAGUGGUGCUGCUCUUCAUCCACCACAAAUACGGAAACCGCAACAACAGCUCCGACAUUCCGAGCUAACUUGCCUCCGCCCUCCGCAUCCCUCCACAUGCAUGCUGAAAGCCACCGCUUACAGUCCGAGCAUGUCUCAGUGUGUCGUUUGUGUAUUUGAAUAGUGUGCUUGUAGUCGCAGAGAUGCCUGGCAGCACUUCGGAGGGUAACGCACAGGCUCUGAAUGAGACGGCGAAACCACAUAUCUGAUUCUAUAUUUAUUUUUGAUGGUCCUGAGGUAAGAUGUACGUUUUAUUCUGUGAUCUCUGUAGCUGUGGGGCUCGUAUCUGAAGGCUAUGCUUCAGCUGAAAUGUAUAUAUUUGAAUACAGGCAAGUGUAGCGCUACAGACUUUCACUUGAGAAUUGCAUUUAAACCGGAUGAAUGUAUAUGAGCUUUAAUUGUCUAAGUCCAAUUCUUGCCUAAAUCUUGCUGCCUGAAAUAAGUAACGUAUAAUAUGAUAUACAAUGUUGAGAAUAGUUCCAUACAGUCUAUGACUACUAGUCACCUUCCCUUACAACGAUUUUUUCUCCUUUUUUUUUUUAAACCUAAAGCUUGUCCAAGAACUAAUUUCCAGUGCUAAUUUACCACUGGUUUAGCAGUUUAGUCCAGGAAACCGCCCCACAAAGGUUUCAGUCAUUUUAAGGGAUUUGUUCAUGUUGGGUCCCAAAAAAAAAAAAUCCCAAAAAUCCAUGUUGCUCACAGAUUCAGGGAUUUCACGAAGCAGGAUUACUCAUCACUUAAACCAAAGUUCAAGUCUGUCUGAAUUUUUCUGUCAUUUUUCUGUCAAAUUUUCUGUCAUUUGCUCAGUUUUUUCAGUUUAACACCGAAAUCGUUUGUGAAAAGUCCUGCAGGUCUGUUUGAGCAUUGAUUUCGCGGAGAUGCUCAGGUCUGUGGUUUGCGUUAUUCAAAUGUACGUGGCUUUUAGUUUUGCUGCUUCCUUUGUUUGUUUCUUUUUAAUAUGGUUUCAGGAGAUUUGACGUGGUUGUAGGUUUUUAUCUGUGUCCGCGGUUGUACUGUCCAUACUGUAUCCAACUGUUGCAGUGGUGUGCAAAGGUUUGGGCGCCCCUGGUCAAUUUAAAUGUUCUGCCCACUUGUGAAAAUACGUUAACACAUUCUGUACUGAGCACACACUCCUGGACGUUUUAAAGUAGUUUAUUUACUGAAUUGGACACAUCAAGAGAUAAUUAAGCAGAAUGUGGCCUGUGCAAAGGUUGUUAUUCUGUUUCCAGACAUGAGUUCAGCAAAUAAAUUGAAAGAAGCUUGUGCACUAAACUUGGCUCAUAGAUGACAUUUAAUUGUGCUCUCUACAGCCCCCUGCUGGUGACAUUGUGUAUAAAUAAAAAUAAGGCGAGGCCACGCCUUAUUAAUGCGUGGGAACAAGAUCCCAGUUUGUGUCCCGGAUUUACUAUGGUGUAGGAAUGAGACCCGAAUUCAUGGCCAUGCUGGAUUAAUGUGUGGUAACAAGAACGUAAUAUGUGACCGUGACUUAAUAAUGUGUAGGAAUGAGAUCCUGAUGUGUGUCCACGCCUUAGUAAGGCAUGGGAACGAGACAAUUGUUGCGAUCAUGCCUUAUUAAACUGUGGUCAAGGCUUAAUUAUCUCAUUCCCACACCUUACGAAGUUGUGGCCAUGCAUUAGGAUGUCGUUUGGAACAAGACGAUUAAGUCGUGGCCGUGUAUGUCCCCUGUAGGACUCCGUAGGUCUCUGUAGAGGACGUGUUAACAUGCGUCCUUUGACCAGUGGUGUUCAAACUUGCAUAUGACUGUAUUUGCACUUUAGACUUGCCAUUGCUUUUAUAAGUCAUUUAUCUUUUUUUUUCUCUUUAACGAAAAUGUUUGUCUUUUGUUUCUGAAGAAAUAAAGGUUAAUAUUAGACGCAAA